AUGGCUCUCCAAGGCAACGUUGCUCUCGUAACGCGUCUGCAGGACGCAGCGUCCGCUGUGCAGCAAAUCAAGCAGUCGAACCCGCAGGUGGCAGACGUGACGAUUCUAUCUGUAGCCACGGACUCGGCCGUCGCGCAGACUGGAGCCAGCUCUUGGGCCGAGAAUGAGAACGCGUUUGACGCUGUCGUGUCGUUCAACGACCAGAUCGAGCAGCUAAGUGCGGAGCUAAGUGCGCUUCUGCCGCUACUGAAGGCUGAUGGCGUGCUAGAGCUGCACGUGGAAGCCAAUGUGAACGAAGAUAUUGACGAGAAGAAGAACGCUGUCUUAAUGGCGCUGAUGAUGGGCGGCUUUGUCGACACAUCGUUCGUCCCGAUCGCUGGUAGUGUGGUGUACCCAGACUUGGUCGACGUCGUCUGCUGUGUAGCCAAGAAGCAGUCGCUUGAGAGCGCUGUGAUGCCACUAGUGAAGAAGACAACGACACCUGCUCUUUUGGUCAAGAAGUGGACGGUGCUGGCCGACGAUUUCGGCCAAGACAAUGAGGAUGACAUGGUUGACGAAGACACUUUGCUGGACGAUACGGAGGAGGUGUUGCAGGCGGCCAAAGCCGAGUGUGGUGAAGUCGGAGGAGCAAAGAAGCGCGCGUGCAAGAACUGUACUUGCGGACUCAAAGAUGGAGAUGACAAGCCAGUGAUGUCGGAGAAGGACUUGAACCAGCUCGUGUCUGGAUGUGGAAAUUGCUUCAAAGGAGACGCUUUCCGGUGCGGUAGCUGUCCAUUUUUGGGCAAGCCUGCCUUUAAACCUGGCAUGGAGAAGGUGCUGCUGAACCUCGACGACGCAGAUGAUAUAUAA
This is a messenger RNA of Peronospora matthiolae, 849 nucleotides long. The record is from the annotation of a GenBank genome assembly. Lineage: Eukaryota; Oomycota; Peronosporomycetes; Peronosporales; Peronosporaceae.